UAACGAAAGAAGUCUCUCUUUUGCACCUUCGUUUUGUGCACUUGAUAUCUUUAAAAACGAUUCAUGCAACAUGUGAACUAAACUUCCUUUUCCACAAUAUACGAAGGGAGAUUAUUAGUUGAUUAUCAUGAAAUUGCCUUCAUCUGAAAGUCGUUUAUCCCUUGAAUUUCCAGCCGAUGCAUCAACAAGCGAACAAUCUACGUAUGAUCAAGAGACUACAUCCCAUUCAACAUCAAGCAAUGGAGAGAUGUUGAUGAAGAGAAACUUUUGGAACUCACCACUUGGACUAAUUAAUCCUACCCUCCUUCGUAUGGUUUUUGCAGAAGCAUUGGGGACUUUUAUGCUAAUGUUUUGUAUAUGUGGGAUAAUGGCAAGCAUGGAAAUAAUGGGAGUGAGGGUGGGGCUUAUGGAAUAUGCAGCCACAGCAGCACUAACAGUAGUCGUUGUAGUCUUCUCUAUAGGCCCUAUUUCUGGGGCUCACAUUAAUCCAGCUGUUACAUUAGCUUUUGCAGCCGUUGGUCAUUUCCCAUGGUCCAAGGUUCCAUUUUAUGUAGUGGCACAAGUGGGAGGUUCUAUAUUGGCUACAUAUACAGGGAAAUUGGUGUAUGGAUUAAAAGCAGAAUUUGUGAUAACAAGACCUCUCCAUGGUUGCACUUCAGCAUUUUUUGUGGAGCUUUUGGCUACUUUCAUUGUUCUCUUCCUAACUGCAUCAUUGACAAAUGAUCCUCAAUCAACAGGGCCAUUGUCCGGAUUUGUUGUUGGAGUGGCCAUUGGACUGGCUGUACUAAUUUCUGGGCCUAUUUCAGGAGGAUCAAUGAACCCAGCCAGAUCUUUAGGACCGGCAAUUGUAUCAUGGAAGUUUGGUGGAUUGUGGAUAUAUGUUGUAGCCCCAGUACUAGGAGCUGUUGCAGGAGUUGUCUUGUAUCGACUUUUACGCCUUCAAGGCUGGUCUUGCAAACCUAAUUCCACUCCAACAACAACUCAUCAACAUAAUCCCCUUUGACUAAAAAUUUUUAGUUUAGUAAUAUUGGUGGAAAUUUUAUACACAAAAGAUAUAGGUUUGAUUCUCAGGGUUCUCUUCCUCUUUGCCUCAUGUAAUAGAAAGUUAUUAAAAUUUUUGUAUACAUACCCUAAUCAAAACAUUCGAAACGACGUGGUUUCUGACAAGCUGUGUUCUUGAAUAGUAACAUAAUUGUACGUUGGUGACCUCAAGAAAGUUGCCCCUAAUGGAAAAGGAAGCGCUGAACAGCUU
Messenger RNA from Nicotiana attenuata, 1252 nucleotides. Its product is annotated as probable aquaporin NIP7-1. Bases 128 to 1003 code for a protein of 291 amino acids. Gene Ontology annotation, molecular function: channel activity. Lineage: Eukaryota; Viridiplantae; Streptophyta; Magnoliopsida; Solanales; Solanaceae. Gene Ontology annotation, biological process: transmembrane transport. The record is from RefSeq and is a predicted model, not a curated record. Gene Ontology annotation, cellular component: membrane. The transcript is spliced from 5 exons.